AGAACAUGCACCUUGUUAAGUAAAGACGUGUUGGUUCACUCAAUUCAAUUGCCUUUUGAGUGAGAACCCCAUCAAUGUAUUCUUGUUGAUUCUUCUUCCCCCACAUGUAUAAAUCCAUGGGUGUAGUUGGGUCUUUAACAAAAUAUGGACAGUGUAAUCAUGGAGGCUAAAAUCUUAGUGUUCAUCAUACUCCAGCUGGAGCUUUUUUUAUUCUCCAAUUUGGUGCUGGGUGCCCAUUCCAAUGGUGGAAGCUGGGAGUUGCUGAAGAAAAGUAUUGGGAUUUCAUCAAUGCACAUACAAUUGUUACAGAAUGAGCGAAUAAUUACUUUUGAUAGAACCGAUGCCGGUCCUUCCAACCUUACCUUACCAAAGGGAAGAAAAUGUCCUAAAAUUUCAGGAAGAAGGGAUUGCUACGUGCAUGCAGUGGAACUGGAUAUGAACAACCUCAAUGUUAGGCCACUCACUGUGCUGUCUGAUACAUGGUGUUCUUCCGGCUCAAUGUUGCCGGAUGGCAAGUUAGUGCAGAGUGGAGGCUAUGGGAAUGGUGAGAAGGUUGUUCGAACCCUCGAGCCAUGCCCAACCUGCGACUGGAAGGAAGAUUAUAAGGGUCUGAUUUCUCCGAGAUGGUAUGCUUCAAAUCAAGUUUUGCCUGGUGGGAAUAUCAUUGUGGUGGGGGGGAGGUUUCAAUUCUCAUAUGAGUUCAUCCCUAAAAGCUCUAAACCUGAAGAUCAUAGACUUCACACCCUUCCAUUUCUCAAAGAAACCAGGUAUUCAUCCCAGAUACCCAACAAUCUCUACCCAUUCACUCACCUCUCAACUGAUGGAAAUCUCUUCAUUUUUGCAAACAACCGGGGGAUUCUACUUGACUACGUGAAAAAUAAAGUGGUCAAGACUUAUCCCACCAUGCCUGGAGAAGUUGCUCGAAAUUAUCCAAGCACUGGUUCCUCAGUUCUUCUUCCCCUCGACCUCUCCACCAAAACCACUCCGGAAGCCGAGGUUUUCAUCUGCGGUGGAACGCAUCCCGAGUCGUUUAAUAAGGCCAAGGCUGGAAUAUUUCUUGAAGCAACCAAAACUUGCGGCAGACUGAGAAUCACAGCCGCGAACCCCAAGUGGGAAAUGGAGGAAAUGCCCAUCAGUCGAGUAUUGGGAGACAUGAUCAUGUUGCCAACAGGAGAUGUCUUGAUCAUUAAUGGUGCGGCAAAUGGAAGCGCUGGUUGGUGGUAUGCGAGAGUACCUGUUCACAACCCAGUAAUUUAUAGGCCAGCAGAAGCAGCUACAGCCAACAGGUUUGAGGUUUUGAAGGCUGCUACGAUACCCCGUCUCUAUCAUUCAACUGCUCAUUUGCUUUCAGAUGGACGUGUCCUGGUCGCCGGCAGCAACCCCAACCAUAAUUACAACUUCACAGUACCUUUUCCAACUGAACUGAGUGUUGAAGCCUUUUCUCCACCGUACCUCACUUCAGGGAAGCCCCGGCCCUCCAUUUCUUCAGUAAAGCCCGGGAUGAACCUUGCUUAUAAACAGAAGUUUUCAGUGGAAUUUCAAGUGAAGGUGAGACAACUCGGAAAGUUUUACCUAACAAUGGUGGCUCCAUCUUUUACCACACAUUCCUUCUCCAUGAACCAGAGACUGUUGCUUUUAGCAGUAAAUCGAGUUCGUAGGAUGUCUUCUGGAAGCUAUGCAGUUGAGGGUGACGCUCCAGCCUCAGCGGCAUUUGCUCCUCCAGGCUACUACCAGUUAUUUGUGGUCUAUGAAGGCGUUCCUAGCGUAGGAAAGUGGGUACAUAUCAAAUAAUGGUCGUGGGGUUUAACCCAUUAGUCUUAAUUCUUAGCUUAUGAUUUGGGUUUGCUUGGGUGAUUA
Molecule: messenger RNA, 1857 nt
Organism: Vitis riparia (riverbank grape)
Lineage: Eukaryota; Viridiplantae; Streptophyta; Magnoliopsida; Vitales; Vitaceae
Product: aldehyde oxidase GLOX-like
Exons: 1
Coding region: 145-1791 (548 amino acids)
Source: RefSeq, a predicted model, not a curated record